AUGCAUGCGCAACUGUCUCUAGGUGAACAGGACACGUUUAGAGGACUUAUUCUGGACACUGGCGCCAAUCGCUCUUCAUGUAUGUCUCUCUCACAGUAUAAAGCAUACUGUAGAGAGAACAACGUUCCUUUGUCUAUUGACAGAACAGAGGGGAGAACUGUGUCAGGAUUUGGAGGUUCAAAAAGGGGUUCGUUAGGGUCUGCUAUUAUCCCUGUACCAUUUGUUGAUCUCAACGUCGUUCUUCAUGUCAAGUUUCAGAUAUUUUCUCACAACUCUCCUUCAUUACUGUGUCUUAGGGACAUGAGAGAAGGGGGAUUAGACAUCAGCGUACAAAAACUGUCUAUUUCUUACAAGCAUAGAAACCAAUCAGUUUCCCUGGAGAACGACUUCAUGGUACACAAUUGGAAGUCGGAAGAUGUCGUGAACUCCCUUUAUUCCGAAAAAGAGCUCCGAAAGCUCCAUAGGAAUUUUGGGCAUCCCUCCGUGUCUGCACUCACAAAUCUCCUCAAAAGAGCAAACCCAGAUCACAUGGACAGAGAAGUCCAAGACGUCAUCAUGCGACUGACAAAAGCUUGCACAACAUGUGCAACACAUGCUUCACGACCGCGACGGUUCAAACUCACUGUUGGAACGAAUGACUUGAAGUUCAAUCAUACUCUUGCAGUAGACAUUAUGACACUCAAUGGAAAACCGUUGCUUCAUGUUGUUGACGAAGCUACGCACUACACUUCGGCAGUUUUCUUAAACAGACAAAGGGCAUCUGACACCUGGAAAGGAUUGCUGCGAUGUUGGAGCAGAGUUUACUUGGGACCGCCAGAUUUUUUGCGUAUGGAUCAAGGUACCAACUUCAUAGCAAAAGAAUUCGUGGAAUCGGCGACUGCAGAGGGAAUUACUGUACUUCCAGCCCCCAUUGAGUCCCCUUCCACUAUGUCUCAUGUUGAGCGCUACCACGCCCCACUAAGAGCUGCAUUGAAGAAGAUCCGUGAUUCUCUGCCGACAAGUGAGUCCGACAGCGACUGCUUGCAAAUGGCUUUGAAAGCUGUAAAUGAUACGAUAGGGCCUGAAGGACUCUGUCCUACUCUGCUUGUUUAUGGAGCCCUCCCUCGACACCCUCUGUCAGCGCCGAAUACAUCACAGUUAGAACGUGCAAAGUCGAUGGAUGAUGCCAUGGACAGUGUUCGAAAGGUACAGGCACAGAGGAGAGUUGCUUUCGGAUUGAGACACCCUGGGGGACCCAAGGCCAAGGAGAAUAGCGAGGAACUUUCCCGACUGCCCGCAGGUUCUCCUGUAUACGUUUACAGGAACACGACCGAGAAAUGGGACGGACCAUAUCCAUUUAUUCAUAUAGAUGGAGAGACAGUUGUUGUGCAACUUCCGAGAGGGCGCAAGAUAUUCCGAUCGAAUGUGGUUAAGCCUCAAACUCGCCAUCAUUCCCGAAAGAAAACCUCCAAGGGAGCACAACUCAAUCACCCGUCGAACUUAGCAAUGAACCAGGAGCAAUUGAGGAGGACGAGAACUUCUUAUGUUCAGAUAUCUCUCUACAAGCAAUGUUUGGUCCUGGAAGUUACCUAUGGAAGCAUUGCAGAAAAGUCACGGCUAGUCGCGCAGAACUAUAAGGACAAGGGGGCUAGCUCUAUUGCCACAAAGUCACCAACAAUAAGUCGCAUGGGACAGAGAGUUGCGAUGGCCACGGCGGCUAUAUUCAGAGAGCACCAAUCUUACAUUCGAGAUAUUUCUCAGGCUUACUUGCAAUCAGAGUCACCUCUGGAACGACAAAUAUUUCUUCGUCCACCAAAAGAAAUGAAUCUCGGUGCGGACGUCGUGCUUUGUGUUCUUAAGCCACUUUAUGGAGUCCCAGAGAGCAGAUUGCACUGGUUUGUGACAUACUGGACGCAUCACAGAGAACGGCUUUCUAUGAAAAGCACCACGGGUGACCCUUGCCUUCUAUAUCGCUCAGGAGACAUGCAUGCUGAGGGUGUAACUGCUCUACAGGUCGACGACUCGUUUGGACAUGGGACAGUUGAAUUUUUGAAGGACGAAGAACGCGAAUCUAAGCGUAUUAAAUGCAAGCCGCGAAAGAUUCUAAAGAUUGGGGAGACGACAUCAUUUAAUGGUUGUCAAAUCACUGUUGAAAGAAACCGAGUUCAUUUGCUGCGACAGAUGGACAAACUUGGAAAGAUAUCCAAGCCUAGAAACCAGGACGAGCUUGUGAGCGUGCGUGCAUUACUACAGUGUAUCGGAUGCUGUACUAGACCUGACCUUUGUGCACCUGUACAACUCUUAGCAAGUGAAGUGAACAAUCCGGAGGCCAGCACAUAUUCGAAAAUGGGAAGCAUUGUGGAACGUUGCCACAACACCAACGACAUGGGCCUAACAUUCAUACCGUUAGAAAGAAGUUCGCUUCGUUUAGCAUUGUUCACGGACACCUCUUUCGCUAACGCCGUAGAUACAAAUCGCAAAUUGGCUGUGUCGUUCUCCUAG
Chondrus crispus (carragheen) is the source of this 2481-nucleotide messenger RNA. RefSeq lists its product as hypothetical. Gene Ontology annotation, biological process: DNA integration. The transcript is spliced from 2 exons. The coding region runs from base 1 to 2481 and encodes 826 amino acids. Gene Ontology annotation, molecular function: nucleic acid binding. Lineage: Eukaryota; Rhodophyta; Florideophyceae; Gigartinales; Gigartinaceae. The record is from RefSeq and is a predicted model, not a curated record.